Messenger RNA from Zophobas morio, 1059 nucleotides. Its product is annotated as longitudinals lacking protein-like. Gene Ontology annotation, cellular component: nucleus. Gene Ontology annotation, biological process: regulation of transcription by RNA polymerase II. The transcript is spliced from 3 exons. The coding region runs from base 137 to 514 and encodes 125 amino acids. Gene Ontology annotation, molecular function: protein binding. The record is from RefSeq and is a predicted model, not a curated record. Lineage: Eukaryota; Metazoa; Arthropoda; Insecta; Coleoptera; Tenebrionidae.
UCGGCGGAUUGGCGCUUGCGUAAUAGCAUUGUUUAGCAGAGCAGAAUGUUAAUGACUGUUUAACUUUUCCCAAUUUUUUUUAGCGUUUAAUCUUAAAUUUCGUCUGGAUUCAAAGGUGGUUCGAAACGGGUCAACAAUGGCAGAUCAGCAACAGUUCUUCUUGAAAUGGAACGACUUUCAGAGCAACAUGGUGUCGUCGUUUCGGCACUUGCGGGACGAGAAGAGCUUCACCGAUGUCACCUUAGCCUGCGAGGGCCAGACCUGCAAAGCGCACAAGAUGGUGCUGUCGGCGUGUAGCCCGUACUUCAAGAGUCUGUUGGAGGAGAACCCGUCGAAGCACCCCAUCAUCAUUCUCAAAGACGUGGCCUACAGCCACCUGCAGGCGAUUUUAGAGUUUAUGUACGCGGGGGAGGUGAACGUGAGCCAAGAACAACUGCCCGCCUUCUUGAAAACGGCGGAUAGACUCAAAGUGAAAGGACUGGCCGAGGCCCCCCAAGCAAUUAAACGUGAAUAAGAUAGCUCUAAGACACACUUUAGUUUUCUGUAGAGGUACGGUGCCUUACUCUUUUGUUGUCGACUAUAGUAGUAAUUUAUUGAACUUCACAUGUUCCUAGUUGAUUUUUUCUGCAGUUGCCAAAUGUACGCGGACAUUUACCAUCCGUAUAUCUACAGGAAAUUACUGUCUUGCACAUAGUAUAUUUCAUUUUACAAAAAAAAAUACAUUUGAUAUGCAUUUUACAUGUACUUCAAGUCCGAGAUUCGCGUGACUGUAAAAAGAAAUAUAUUUUCGGGAUAUUACUUCUUUUCCUAAGUAUGUUUUGUAAAAGAUUUUUAUAUGAGUUUGUUUUAUAGUUUUAUAUCUAUACAUAAGGGUUUCAUUUGUAAUUAGUGUCAAUUGUAUUUUUAUAGAUCAUCUAUGAGUUGCAGACUUCAACAGACAUUAGUUAAUUACCACAUUGUUACCACAUACGUUUACACUCUACAGAAGUUCUCAUCUUUUUUAUUGUUUCAAUUUUCUUUAGAACUGUAAUUCAAUUGUAAUAAAAUGUUGUACAUUGA